Messenger RNA from Malus domestica (apple), 2492 nucleotides. RefSeq lists its product as uncharacterized. The record is from RefSeq and is a predicted model, not a curated record. NCBI's taxonomy places the organism in Eukaryota, Viridiplantae, Streptophyta, Magnoliopsida, Rosales, Rosaceae.
UGGGCUGGAUGAGAUUAGGCUUUAGGGAUAAGGUUAGAUUGGCAAGGACGUGUAAGAUAUAACUUGUAAUCUAUGUAUAAGGAUAGGUUAGAUAACUAACUCUAUUGAGUUAUAACCCAUCAUUUUUUGUCUUGUUCAUCUCACAUUUGACACAACAAACAACGGAGUGGACUUAAAUCCAUUUUAAUUGAUCGCAAUCUAUCUCAUCCAGCUCACCAAACGGUCCUGUAGUGAUUAAUGAGGAAUUGCGGAAGAAUUUGUGGUAUGUGGUACACCGUAGUAAAUUUACUAUUCCUAAAUGCUACUGGUAUAUUCUUAUUCGCUAUUAUGUGUCCAAGAUUAUAAAUUCUUUUUAGUUACACAUGUGAGAAUCGAAUGUUGGUCCUAUUAUGAUUCUAACUCGUUACCACCGCUAUGGUAGAAUUUUCGGUAUUUUUUUGUGCUUUUUGGACAGAUGAUGGAGAUAUCAUUUUCAGGUAUAUAUUCUUCUAUGUCAUCAAAACGCUACAUGUUGGAAUGUGUAAAGGUAUAGCUAACCAAACCUAACAACCAUGAUUUUCUUAUACAAUUAUUUCUCAAUCUCCCAACAAGACGAAACCUCUUAAAAAGGUAAUAAAUAAUUAAUACAAAAAAAGAAAGGAGAACAAAUGACGUCAUCAUUUCAAAGUUCAAACCACCUAAACUGUCGGACGCUUGUGCGUCUCUGGCUCGCCCUGUGCAUUAUCGCAAAGCCCUCCCUUCUCCGUCCUCUACUCCGAAUCGUCUUCGGCUUCGCAGCCCCAUUCCUGCAUUCAAAGCCCUUACUCGUUCGCCGCGAUGCUGCCGGACCGCGACCUCUGCACGUGCUUCGCCGGAGGAAAUGGUGGCCCCGAUGGCGACCGCCACGGAUCCGCCGAUCCCAACUGUACGCAUUACAGGAAGUCCGAUCCUUCACCCUCGUCGCUUUACUAUUCUUCCUCGCUCGGAUACGUUUCGGCGCCGUUGAGUGACUCCGAGAAGCUACGGAGAGUCGUGACUGCUUCGGUCAAGGGAUUCACGAUCGGCGCCGGCCUCAAGGGCGGCCUAGCCAUUUUCUCGAUCCUAGCUCGUCUGAGACGACGGAAGCUCUUAGCCUCUCUCAGGACGGAGGGUGUGAUCACAAAUAGAGAAGCAAUUGUUACCGCUUUGAAGGAGACAUUGAGAUAUGGUUUAUUUCUCGGAACUUUUGCCGGCACAUUUGUUUCGGUGGACGAGAUUAUUGGUUCGUUGGCAGGUCACCGUAGGACAGCCAAAUGGAGGGCUUUGUUGGCAGGUGCUAUAGCAGGGCCGUCUAUGCUUCUUACCGGACUGAACACCCAGCAUACGAGCUUGGCCAUAUACAUUCUUAUGCGCGCUGCUGUGUUGGCGUCGCGGUGUGGGAUCAAAAGCAAACGGUUUGGUAGCAUUUGUAAACCUCUCACCUGGGCUCAUGGUGACAUUUUCCUUAUGUGCCUCUCCUCUUCGCAAAUUCUGUCUGCUUACAUAUUGAAGCAGGAAAGUUUACCUCCAUCAUACAAAUCCUUUCUCAAUAAACACGGAGGAAAGGAUACCGUAAUAUUGCAAGGUGUAAAAGAGAUUGCAAGGGGCAUACCUUUUACUAAUUUGGAAGCAAUAGAAAAGCAUUACAAAUCCAUUGGGAAAAAUAUUAAACUAGAUCCAGGCAUGCAAGUUCCCUGCUCGAUUGUUCAUGGAGAUCAGUCAUGUAGUGGACAUGUUCUUUCUUUCCUUAUUCAAGCCUAUAAGAGAGCAUUGCCGGUUUAUCUUCCAGUGUAUCUGAUUCCGGCCCUUAUAGUUCAUCGCCAAGAUCUCUUGAAAAGGCAUUACUCUAUACUACUAAAGGGCCUUCUUGGUACUGCAAGAUCGAGCUUGUUUCUAUCCGUAUAUUGCUCAUCUGCCUGGGCGUGGACGUGCUUUCUGUUUAGGAUUUUCAGGAGGUGUAACAUACCAAUGGUCGCAAUGGGGACGUUCCCGACUGGUCUAGCCUUGGCCAUUGAGAAGAAAAGCAGGCGGAUUGAGAUUUCACUCUACUGUUUUGCUCGGGCCAUCGAGAGCUUUUUCACCUGCAUGGCUGAUACCGGGUACUUGCCGCCUUCAACAAAAUUGAAGAGAGCUGACGUAGUAAUCUUCAGCUUAUCAACAGCAAUCAUAAUGCAUUGCUAUGCACAAGAGAGAGAAGUUUUCAGAUCCAAAUACUUGAAUGUUCUCGAUUGGGUUUUCGGCGUCCCACCUCCAUCUUGUGAAACCCCUCGCUGCAAAAACAGUUAGGAAGUAGUGUCUACAGCAUUUUCGGUUUAAAGUCAUUUUGUUAGAGAUUUCCUUUUGCAUUUCCUCCAAACAGAAUGGAAGGAAGUUAUGUACCAUAACUCUCCCAUUUUGUUACUAAAGUUGUAGGGCAUUGAUUUAUACUUAGCGAUUUUGACACACUGAGUUGCAUCAUAUUCCGCACGAAUACACGCGAUGUUACUUUUCAGUCU